Molecule: messenger RNA, 1860 nt
Organism: Eucalyptus grandis
Lineage: Eukaryota; Viridiplantae; Streptophyta; Magnoliopsida; Myrtales; Myrtaceae
Product: non-specific phospholipase C3
Exons: 4
Coding region: 138-1700 (520 amino acids)
Biological process (GO): phospholipid catabolic process
Molecular function (GO): hydrolase activity, acting on ester bonds
Source: RefSeq, a predicted model, not a curated record
UUCUUCAACCCCAAGAGGGACAGCCUGAACCAUCUGCAUAAGGCCCUUACCUUCUCCCUCUUCUUUCUUCUCAAUCUAUAGACUCUUCUGUUCUCACCGGAUUUCACCGUCCCUCACCGAUCAAACCCGACCGGAACAUGGUCUCCGAGAGCAGCACCGCCGCCGCUCAGGCAUGUCCCAUCAAGACGGUGGUCGUUCUGGUCCAGGAGAACCGCUCCUUCGACCACAUGCUCGGCUGGAUGAAGUCCCUCAACCCCGACAUCGACGGCGUCGACGGCACUCAGUCCAACCCUUUGUCCGUCGCCGACUCCAACUCGCUCCGCGUCACCUUCGGCAACUCGGCCGUGUACGUCGACCCCGACCCGGACCACUCCUUCCAGGCCAUCUACGAGCAGGUCUUCGGCGAGCCGUGGGACGACGCCACCUCGCCGUCCAAGAACCUGCUCCCGGCCAUGGAAGGGUUCGCGCAGAACGCGGAGCGGAAGCAGCAGGGGCUGUCCGAGUUCGUCAUGAACGGGUUCAGGCCGGAGGCCGUGCCGGUCUACAAGGAGCUGGCCUCCGAGUUCGCCGUGUGCGACCGGUGGUUCGCGUCGAUCCCGGCGUCGACGCAGCCCAACAGGCUGUACGUGCACGCGGCGACCUCGUGCGGCGCGAUGGGGAACGACACGCAGAAGCUGGUCGAAGGGUACCCGCAGAGGACCGUCUUCGAGUCCAUGCACGAGGCCGGCCACAGCUUCGGGAUCUACUACGCAUACCCUCCAUCUACCCUUUUUUACAGGAACCUUAGAAAACCAAAGUACUUGAAACAUUUCCAUCAGUUCGACCUGCAUUUCAAGAGACAUGCGAAGGAGGGGAAGUUGCCGAACUACACCGUGAUCGAGCAAAGGUACUUCGAGCUGUCUCAUAUCCCCGGUAACGACGACCACCCGUCUCACGACAUCUCCGAGGGGCAGAAGUUCGUGAAGGAGGUGUACGAGGCGUUGAGAUCGAGCCCUCAGUGGAACGAGAUCCUGUUCGUGAUUGUCUACGACGAGCACGGCGGCUUCUACGACCAUGUCCCGACGCCGGUGGAGGGCGUCCCGAGCCCGGAUGGCAUCGUCGGGCCUGCUCCUUACAGCUUCAAUUUCGACCGUCUCGGGGUCCGAGUGCCGGCGAUAUUGGUCUCUCCUUGGAUUGAACCCGGAACAGUGUUGCAUGAGCCUUCAGGGCCGUAUCCCACGUCCCAGUUCGAGCAUUCCUCAAUCCCAGCGACGGUCAAGAAGAUCUUCAAUCUACCGAGUUUCCUAACGAAGCGCGACGAGUGGGCGGGCACCUUCGACGUUGUCCUGAACCUGAACAGGACCAGUCCAAGAACCGAUUGCCCAGUGACUUUGCCAGAUCCGGCGAAGCUGAGAGAAUCAGGGCCAAAAGAGGCAGCACAGCUCAACGACUUUCAGGAACAGCUGGUUCAAUUGGCCGCGACGAUGAACGGGGACCAUAAGAAGGACAUCUAUCCGCACAAGCUGGUGGAGAACAUGACGGUGGUCGAAGCCGCGAAGUACGUCGAAUCAGCUUUCGAAAUGUUCUGUCGCGAAUGCGAAGGAGCCUCCGAGAAUGGCUCGAACGAUGCCGGCGUGGACAGCCAAGCCGAGGAAUCGACUCGGCCGGCAUCCGGAAGUUUUUUCCAGAGGUUGUUUUCUUGUGUGAUUUGUGAUCAUUGACGCUCGUCAUCUAUGCUUUUCUCCAAGUGCUGCGUACAACCUAUUUAUUGUGGUUAAAUAAAUACAAGGUUUUGUCUCAUCAUUGUAUGAAUUCUUUUAAGUUCAUUGAUUUCUAAAUCUACCUAUGCUUAAGAUUAAGAAUAGGUCGUAUUAACAUGUU